GUCUCUGUGUGUGUGUGUCAGUGUUCAGGAGGAGCGGCGUUCGUCUCUCACCGUCGUCAUGGCCUCGAUAUCGGAGUGGUACGCAGGGAAGAACGUGCUGAUCACCGGAGCCACGGGCUUCAUGGGGAAGGUGCUGGUGGAGAAGCUGCUGCGCUCCUGUCCCGACGUCAACGCCCUCUACAUCCUCGUCCGGCCCAAAGCCGGUCAGUCCAUGUCCGAGCGCGUGCAGGACAUGAUGAAGUGUAAGCUGUUUGACCGCGUGCGUGAAGAUAAUCCUGACUUUCAUCAGAAGAUCAUCCCCAUCAGCAGCGAGCUCAUGCAGCCCGGCCUGGCCAUCAGUCCAGAGGAUGUACAAACACUCACUUCCUGUAUUAACAUCGUCUUCCACUGCGCCGCCACCAUCCGCUUCGACGAGCCCCUGAAGCAUGCUCUGCAGCUGAACGUCAUCGCCACGCAGCAGCUCCUCUCUCUGGCGCAGCAGAUGCAGCAACUGCAGGCCUUCAUCCACAUCUCCACCGCCUACGCCAACUGCAACCGCAGACACAUCGACGAGGUCAUCUACCCUCCUCCGGUCGAGCCCAAGAAGCUCAUUGACUCUCUGGAGUGGAUGGACGACAAACUGGUCUCCUUAAUGACACCAAAGCUGUUAGGUGAGCGGCCUAACACAUACACGUACACUAAAGCUUUGGCAGAACAGCUCGUCCAGCAGGAGUGUGGAAACCUCAACGUCGCCAUCGUCAGGCCCUCAAUUGUAGGAGCCAGCUGGAAGGAGCCGUUCCCCGGCUGGAUUGAUAAUUUCAAUGGGCCGAGUGGGAUAUUCAUCGCUGCAGGAAAGGGGAUUCUGCGAACAAUGAGGGCUUCAAAUAACGCUGUCGCUGACCUGGUGCCAGUCGAUGUGGUCAUCAACACCACUUUGGCCGCUGCCUGGUAUUCCGGUUCCCAGAGACAUGCCAGGCCGAGAAGCAUGCUGGUGUACAACUGCACCACUGGAGGGAUCAAUCCAUUUCACUGGGGUGAAGUUGAGUACCAUGUUAUAUCCACUUUCAAGAGGAACCCCCUCGAGCAGGCCUUCAGGCGGCCUAAUGUAAAUCUCACAACCAAUCACCUUAUCAAUCAGUACUGGAUUGCUGUAAGCCACAAGGCGCCAGCAUUCCUAUAUGAUCUCUUCCUCAGGAUGUCAGGAAGAGAGCCCAGGAUGAUGAAGACAAUCACUCGGUUGCACAAGGCCAUGAUGGUGCUAGAGUACUUCACGAGCCACUCGUGGGUGUGGAACACAGACAACGUCACCAUGCUCAUGAACCAGAUGGGAUCUGAAGACAAGAAGGUAUUUAACAUUGACGUCAGGCAGCUGCACUGGGCAGAAUACAUGGAGAAUUACUGCAUGGGCACUAAGAAGUAUGUUCUCAAUGAAGAGUUGUCAGGACUUCCAGCGGCGCGCAAACAUUUAAACAAGCUGCGGAACAUCCGCUACACUUUUAACACCAUCUUGGUAGUCUUAAUCUGGCGCAUUUUCAUCGCCCGUUCGCAGAUGGCCAGAAACAUCUGGUACUUCGUCGUCAGCUUGUGCUUCAAGUUCCUCUCCUAUUUCAGAGCCUCCAGCACCAUGAGAUACUGAGUCCGCCUCAGUGUCCUUUCCCACCCCUCUCUCCCGACUGCUAUGCACACACUUCUGCUUUGCGAUACUCCAGACUCCGAGGGUCAAGAGUACAGGCAUAGUAUCCGCUAUCCUCCCUUCCUGCGCAAAUGCACCCACAACAUCGCCGGGUGCAAGUGCACUCAACUGCUAUGUAGAAAGCAUGAAUUUUCAGGGCUCGAGGUCUGCGAAGCUCUCUUAGCACGAGAGCGGCCGCGUUCGUGCCGAGCGCGUUUGAGCACUUACUGUACCUGUUCCACCUCCUGAACGCAAACAGGUCGUGGGCGACUCUUUAUUAUUACGGUUUACAUACCUGCUCGUACUUGUUAGCGGCAUUGGCCCAUUUCCAGCUGUAAUCAACGAAGCACAAGAAAAAUAAAACGAGAGAUAGCUUUGUCUCAGCUCUGUGCCUACAAUUCAAAAAUUACCUUCAUCACGUGCCCGACGUCUCUGUUCGAUUCAUGUCUUUUGCCUUACAA
This is a messenger RNA of Puntigrus tetrazona (Sumatra barb), 2112 nucleotides long. RefSeq names its product fatty acyl-CoA reductase 1-like. Gene Ontology annotation, biological process: long-chain fatty-acyl-CoA metabolic process. The record is from RefSeq and is a predicted model, not a curated record. Gene Ontology annotation, cellular component: peroxisome. The transcript is spliced from 11 exons. The coding region runs from base 59 to 1615 and encodes 518 amino acids. NCBI's taxonomy places the organism in Eukaryota, Metazoa, Chordata, Actinopteri, Cypriniformes, Cyprinidae. Gene Ontology annotation, molecular function: alcohol-forming very long-chain fatty acyl-CoA reductase (NADP+) activity.